UAGCUCACACAGUGUUUAAUAAGCGUCAUGCUCCUAUUGGUCAGCUAAACAUUUUUUUUUUUUUUCUCCAAAGUUUUUUUUGUUUUUUCUGGUGACGAAAGUUUUUUAUUAAAUAAACACUAUCCUGAUAUUUCUACACCUUUCUAUGUUGUUUUACACAGCCCACAAACCAUGUCCACCAAUGACAACCAGACAAACCACUUCCACCUCCUCAACUUCCUGAUUUUCCUCCUUACCAAACACCAAUUAUUUCCCUCCAUUUCCCACCCUCUUAAUCUUUUCCUUCAUCCUCACUUAUCCAUCUUUUCCUCUUAACUCAAUUUUUUCAGAAAGUUCCAUUUCUUGCACAUAAUUGAUCCUUUUAACAUAUUCUUAAAAAAAAAAAACAUGUUUCUUGGAUCUUGCAAGGUUUUCUGGGAAAAUUCUUCUAACUUUUUAUUGUUCAUGUAGUUCUUUAACCAUCUUUAAUUCCUAAAUGGUAUUUGUCUUCUCCUGAAAUUGAUACAUAGAUUUGGUAGACGAUCUGCUUCCUUUUUGAGGCUUGUUCUGAUAUGGAAAUCCAAACAGAACAAGUAAGUAGCAAUAUCAAGAGUCAUGGUGAAAGACAUAUUCUUUUUGGAAAGUAUGAGAUGGGGAGGUUAUUAGGCCAAGGUACUUUUGCAAAGGUGUAUAAAGGGAAAAAUAUGGCAACCCAAGAAAGUGUUGCUAUUAAAGUUGUCCACAAAGAUCAAGUCAAGAAACAAGGAUUAAUGGAGCAAUUAAAGAGAGAAAUAUCUGCUAUGAAUCUUGUCAAGCACCCAAAUGUUGUCGAGUUAAAAGAAGUUAUGGCGACAAAGUUAAAAGUUUACUUUGUAAUGGAAUAUGUCAGAGGUGGCGAGUUAUUUGCUAAAGUCAAGAAAGGGAAACUUAAAGAAGAUUUAGCGAGAAAGUAUUUCCAACAAUUGAUUAGUGCAGUUGAUUAUUGUCAUAGCCGUGGAGUUUCUCAUCGUGAUUUAAAACCUGAAAAUCUACUCUUGGAUGAAAAUGGGGAUUUGAAAGUUUCCGAUUUCGGUCUCUCUGCCUUGCCUGAGCAACAUUGGAAUGAUGGGCUGCUGCAUACUCAAUGUGGCACUCCAGCUUAUGUUGCUCCUGAAGUUUUGAGGAAAAAAGGGUACGAUGGUGGUAAAGCUGAUAUUUGGUCUUGUGGUGUUAUCCUUUUUGUUUUGCUUGCUGGUUACUUGCCAUUUCAGAAUGAGAAUCUGAUGAAAAUGUAUAUGAAGAUUUUCAAGGCAGAAUAUGCGAUUCCUCCUUGGAUUUCACCUGAUGCUAAAAGAUUGAUUUCCAAGCUUCUUGUUGUUGAUCCUGAGAAGAGAAUUUCAAUUCCAGAUACAAUGAAAAAUCCUUGGUUUCGGAAGGGACUUACCAAGCCAAUUGCUUUUUCCAAUGAAUUAGAAGAGAAAGGUCAAAAAGCUAUUGAAGAAGAGAAAUUAGGAUUACAAGCUAGCCAUUCUCCACCAUUCUACAAUGCUUUCGAGUUCAUUUCAGCAAUGUCAUCAGGAUUUGAUUUAUCAAGCUUAUUUGAAAGCAAGAGAAAAUCAGGUUCUAUGUUCACUUCAAAGUGUUCUGCCCCUGUAAUCCUGACAAAGUUGGAAUCAGCAGCAAAGGAGUUGAAUUUUAGAGUGGCAAGUGACUCGGAAUUUAAGGUGAAAUUUCAAGGGAACGUAGACGGAAGGAAAGGGAAGCUGGAAGUGACGGCGGAGGUGUACGAAGUAGCCCCAGAGGUGGCGGUGGUGGAGUUCUCCAAGUCCUCCGGCGACACUCUAGAGUACACCAAGUUCUGUGUAGAGGAUGUUAGGCCUGCCCUGAGUGACAUAGUUUGGAGUUGGCAAGGUGAAACCAGCACUCACCAACUAGAUGACCAAGUAGCAACAAGUUAGGUUUGAUAUAAUUAACUAAUUACCAGCAAAAACAUAUAAAAAUGAAACAAAAACUCUAAUUAUACUAUAAAUAGGGCUGUGCUUUUCUUUUCUUUUUUUUCUUUCUCUUCUUCACUUCCUGCUAUAAGCAUUAGGUAAGGUGCAACGUUUUGUGAUGUCAAAAAGGUUUUGAUUAUUUCUGUAAAUGAGGGAAUUGUUAAGGGAAAAUAAUGAGGAUUUUGUCGCCUUAGGUAUUCUAUUUUAUUUUGGCACUUUUAAAAAGAAAAAAAAGAAAAGAAUUAGAGAGCAAUGGCCAAAUGGUUCGACAGAGUGGACAAUUACCAUUGCACUAUUAUGGAAUUAUGAUAUUCUAUUUGGAAUGUAAAGAAAGGCUG
Molecule: messenger RNA, 2290 nt
Organism: Ricinus communis (castor bean)
Lineage: Eukaryota; Viridiplantae; Streptophyta; Magnoliopsida; Malpighiales; Euphorbiaceae
Product: CBL-interacting serine/threonine-protein kinase 5
Exons: 1
Coding region: 552-1916 (454 amino acids)
Biological process (GO): signal transduction; protein phosphorylation
Molecular function (GO): ATP binding; protein kinase activity
Source: RefSeq, a predicted model, not a curated record